GAGGCUGCUGAUCGCAAUAUAUCGCAGCAGCCGAAGCAAGUACCUGCCACUGAACGCACUAUUACCCCAAGCGAGCAACGACUUCAAACAAGAGCAGCAACAACACGCAUAACGAGCCGAAGCCCAAUUAUGGCACCUCUAGCGCUGCUGGCGGCGGCGCUUUCGACCCUGGAAGCCGGAGCUUUCAUGGCGGCAGCACCAGGAAGGUCACGCGUCACCGUGGCCGCGGCAGACAUGAGCUGCGACUGCGCCGUCAUCGGCGCGGGCCCGGCGGGCUCGGUUAUUGCGUGGCUACUGGCGGAGCGCGGCGGCCUGGAGGUCGCGCUGGUCGAUCCGAACCUCGACAAACCUUGGCCUAACAAUUACGGCGUAUGGGAGAGUGAAUUCGACGCGCUACAUGCCAUGAUGCCCGAAUUAAAGCUCAAGGACUGCGUCGACCACACGUGGCCGGUCACGGACUGCUUCUUCGAGACUGAUGAAAGGCGAACGACGCUCGACAGUCCCUACUGCAGGGUGCAUCGAGGACGGCUGCAAGAAACGCUCCGGACGCGUUCCGACGCGGUUGGAGUAAGACGGAUACAGGCCAAGGUCCGGGGCGACGCGGCGUCGUGGUGCGCGAACAUCGUCGACGGCAUCCGGCACGACGCCGCGGGCUCGACGCUCGAAUUCGACGACGGGCGGACGCUCCGUGCGACCUCGGUCGUCGACUGCACGGGCUUCGAAUCAUCAUUGACGUCGCGGCAAGGCACGGGCACUGGCCCGCCGCCCACGUUCCAGGUCGCCUAUGGCAUCUACGGGCUGGUCGAGGAGGCUUCGCUCGCGCCGUACGACGCCGACGCGAUGCUGCUCUUCGACUAUAGGGAUGACCAUCUACCUGUGAAGGAGCGGGACGCCUCGCCGUCGUUCAUGUACGCGAUGCCGCUCGACCUCGACGAGGCCACGGGCCUGCGGACCGUCUCGCGCGGCGUCAUCAGAGAACGUCACGUGGCGACGUCGAUGGCGUGACCACACAGGUCUUCUUUGAGGAGACGAGUCUCGUCGCGCGCCCAGGGCUGCCCCUGAAGGAGCUGGAGCGACGGACCUACCUGCGGUUGGAACAUCUAGGCGUCGAACUGAAAGGCAAGCACCCCGACGAGCCCGACGAACUUUCGUACAUACCCAUGGGCGGGCCGCCGCCGGACCCGCGGCAGCGCGUCGUCGCGUUCGGCGCCGCGGCGGCACUCGUACACCCGGCGACGGGCUACCAACUCUGUAGAAUGCUCGCUGCGGCGCCAAGUGUGGCCGAUGCGUUGAUUACCGCCCACCGGGAGAAGAGGACGCCGGACGCGGCGGCGCGCGCGGCGUACGCGGCGGUCUGGUGCGUCCCCGAGUCGCGACGAACUCUAGCCAACCCGCCCGAGGCGGUUCCCCGCGCAGGUCGCGCGAAACGGUGCUGCAGCGCGAGUUCGCGUUGUUCGGGGGAGAGUUCCUCUUGACGCUCGGCGCCAAAGAUCUGCGGGCAUGGUUCGCCGCCUUCUUCGCAGUCGACGAGGACGUCUGGGGCGGCUUCCUCGGCGGCUGGCCCGGGCUUCCCGGAAACCACCACCACGAGACUCGGCUCGGGAGGCUAUUAUUCGGGCUGGCGUUAUUACCCCGAUUACCACCGUCGGUGGCUUUGAAGCUCGCGGCCUUCGUCGCGGACUACUCGUUGAACCACGGCCUCGGGCUGUUAAGGUCGCUAGCACCCGUCUUCGGCGACGGCGAGUACUUCGAGGUCGACGAGCACGAGCGGCCGCCGGUCGGCGAUUUAGUUGUAAAGGCCGAAAUCCGGGAGCGCGUCGCGGCGGCGCGGCACUAG
Pelagomonas calceolata is the source of this 1837-nucleotide messenger RNA. Lineage: Eukaryota; Pelagophyceae; Pelagomonadales; Pelagomonadaceae. The record is from the annotation of a GenBank genome assembly.